AUUCAAAUUAAGCUUUUUAUAACUUCUCGUGCAUUUAUAUCAAUCCUUCUUCUGUAUAUCGAUACUAUGAUAGUUUCUAUAAUAUCCGCUAGCGGUGGAAAGAGCGCUUAACUCAUACCGGAUCGAUAGGAAGUUGAGGAGACUCCGAAUGACGUCAUCCGAACAUUUACCAAUAAGAGAAAUGUGUAGUGGCGCGCGCCUGACCUUCCGCGUUUAUAAGCGAGCCACGAGGCCCACCAUCACAUCCGCUCGGGGUGUCGUGCUUCCGAUUAUUUUAUAUCCCCAGCUAUGGAGGAUAAAGGGUGCAAUGAAUCGGAAUGGCUCUAUCUCAACUUCUCUUCUAUAGAUUUCCCUAGCGAUACCUCUCUUAGAGAGUUCACGUGGAAGGAGUACGCAAAAAUCGUGAGUUACGUGUUGUUAAUGUGUGCCACUAUAGUGGGUAAUUUGGGUAUCGUCUUCGUCGUAAGUCUCAACAACUCCAUGCGUACCACCAUCAACAUAUACCUGAUGAACCUAGCAGUUGCUGACUUGUUGAUCUGUCUUACCUGCAUGUGGGUACAUCUGUGCAACGAUUUGACAGAACCCAUGUACGUUCUAGGACCUUUCAUGUGCAUUUUUAACCCUUUCGCUCAAAUGACGUGUCUGACGGCUAGUGUAUUAACUCUUUCUGCCAUUUCCUGCGACCGAUUUAUCGCUAUCAUGUUUCCUCUACAUGUCCGCAUCACUAAACAAAGGACUAGUGCUGUCAUCACAGUCAUCUGGAUCGUUUCCAUGUUGGCUGCUAUUCCUUUCCCCAUCUACAGAACUCACGUGGAAAGACAGUGGAGCGAUUUCCUGGAGAUCCAAUGCUCAGACGUUUGGCCCCACGAAGUGGUUUAUUCGGAAGAAUUAGGAAGAUGUAUCAAACUGGUCAAAGGAAAGAAGAUCUAUUACACUUUCGUCACAAUAGCCCUUUUUUUCCUACCAAUCGUCAUCAUGUCCACCACCUAUUCUCUCAUCGUUAGGAGACUGUGGAUGAGCGAACUUCCGGGAGAGAGAAGCACUUCUAACAUUAACAUUCAACACAGGGCUAAGAAAAAGGUGAUCAAAAUGGUUUGUGUAGUUCUAGCGGUGUUCGUUCUCUGUUGGAUGCCUCUCCAAAUCAUUGUCCUCUACUCUCAAUUUGGACAUAAAGAUGCUCCUCUUCCGGAAUGGUUUUUGAAUUUCAAUUAUUUCGCUACUUUUGCGGCCUAUUCCAAUAGUGCACUCAAUCCAAUUAUUUAUGGUGGUUUCAACAAUAACUUUCGACAAGCUUUCCUCAAAUUAUUAAAGUGUAGUUAUAGGAGGAGAACCUUCGAGAGACCUCGAUCGGCCACUCAGAGAUCUACAACUUCUUUAUUAUUCUGGAAAUUCUCUAAAAAUAAAACCGUCUCCACCUUUCGUUUAUCGUCCUAGAGGACAUCGAUAAGGGUUCACGUAUGACCUUCAGCACGGCCGUGACGUGGAGCUCUUCUCACGGAAGGAACAAGACGAACGACGGAG
Messenger RNA from Centruroides sculpturatus (bark scorpion), 1521 nucleotides. RefSeq names its product QRFP-like peptide receptor. The transcript is spliced from 7 exons. Gene Ontology annotation, cellular component: plasma membrane. Gene Ontology annotation, molecular function: neuropeptide receptor activity. The coding region runs from base 289 to 1434 and encodes 381 amino acids. Lineage: Eukaryota; Metazoa; Arthropoda; Arachnida; Scorpiones; Buthidae. Gene Ontology annotation, biological process: neuropeptide signaling pathway. The record is from RefSeq and is a predicted model, not a curated record.